Rana temporaria (common frog) is the source of this 5035-nucleotide messenger RNA. RefSeq lists its product as uncharacterized. Gene Ontology annotation, cellular component: cytoplasm. The transcript has 23 exons. NCBI's taxonomy places the organism in Eukaryota, Metazoa, Chordata, Amphibia, Anura, Ranidae. The coding region runs from base 143 to 4849 and encodes 1568 amino acids. The record is from RefSeq and is a predicted model, not a curated record. Gene Ontology annotation, biological process: inflammatory response; positive regulation of inflammatory response; regulation of apoptotic process. Gene Ontology annotation, molecular function: protein binding.
AACUCUGAACUGUCACUUCCUGGAUCUGCGGUGGGCGUGGCCUGACGUUUCUUAUCUUCACUUUCACUUUGGAAGACAUAAAGGAAGAAGGCUGUACGGUGAUGGCCUGACGUCUGCCGGAAACUCACCGAAACCGGAAAAGAUGGCGGAGGGCUGGAGAUCCAGAACGUCUGAGGACAUCGGGAAGUUCCGCCAGCAAAUGCAGAGCUAUGAUGAGAAGUCGCUGAGGCUGCUAUUCCAGUAUUACAGAGAAGAUCUCACCUAUAUCCUGCAGACUCUGGACACCGAGUCCAUCCUGGAAGAGCUGCAUUCCCGAAAUGUCAUAAACCCGCAGGAUUACGGACACAUGAGAGACGUCUGGGGGACGGAGACUUUCUCCAAGCGUUUGCUGGAAGACGUGAUGGGAUCCGGAAGAGACGCUGUGAUUGGAUUCUGGGAAUGUCUCUUUGCGCUCCGCAGAUGUCACCCCAAUAUAUUGUCCGUCGUCAUGGAAAUCACCAACACAGGAAAGCGUCUGGUGGAGAAGAUUCUAUCGGAUGAACGUGGCCACACACUGCCUCCGAAGCUUAGAGAUCUUCAAAUAAAGCACAAGCAACAUCUUCUGAAGGAAUCUCAAACUCUAGAGGAGCCGAGAUCCCCAGAAUUUACACUGAAAGCACAAAAAUUCCCCAUCAAUGAGCGUUUUGUGAAGCUGAGCGUUGUCUCUAUUGAUCUGUUCAAGGAACACAUUUGGCCCAACAAGCUGUUCAGUUGGAGCCACCAGUCACAAUGUGCCCCACGUGCAGUAAUGGUGAGCGGAGUGCCAGGAAUAGGGAAGACCACACUGGUGAAGAAGAUUGUCUAUGAUUGGGCGAAUGGAGAACUCUACCAGAGAUUUGCUUUUGUCUUCUUCUUCAAAUUCCGAGAACUCAAUAAACUGGGGAAGGGCAGUUUGGAGAAGAUGAUUUUUCAACAGUAUCCACAUUUGGAGGGUCACAUUGGAAAUAUUUUAAAACAUCCAGAGAUACUUCUGUUUUUAUUCGAUGGAUUAGAUGAAAGUAUUCACCAAAUUGAUUUUAACUCGAGUAGAAUAUCUUCUGAUCCAAAACAGAGAGAAAAUGUUGGUGUGAUUGUGGAGAGUUUGGUAAGACAGAGACUUCUUAUGGGUUGCUCCGUACUGGUAACCAGCCGUCCAACCAGACUGGCAUCAAUUAACACCAAGAAUUUCCAGAGAAAGGCUGAGAUCAUUGGAUUCCACCACAGAGACCAACUCAUCUACUUUGACCAUUUCUUUGGAGACAAGGAACUCUCAGAGAAGGCUUUUCAUUAUGUACAGGAGAAUGACACGCUGUACACUCUCUGUAAUAUCCCAUCAUACUGCUGGAUCGUCUGUACAGUGUUAUCAAUGUGCUUCAGAGCCCAACCAACAAACACCGAUCAGCCGAUGGCAUCAUUGCCCAAAACAGUGACACAACUCUUUGUGACCUUUGUCUCCAACAUUCUGGCCAAUCACAAGAAAGAUAGCGCUGCCACCACCCGGGAAUUGAUAUCUAUCGGACUGAUGGCAGAAGAUGGAGUCACGAAUCACAUGACUGUAUUUGAUCGCCGCCAUCUGGACUCGUUCAGUGUGAGAACUGAUAACGAUCUCUUUUCAUGUCUCAUGAUGGGAUCUGGUUGGCCUCCUGAUGUGGAUUACACCUUCUUACAUCUCACUCUUCAGGAGUUCCUUGCUGCUUUAGUUCAUUUUAUUAACUAUAAUCCCGACAAAUUACAAGAAUCACUUGAUAGGGCUGAAUCGUACAAAGACAGCCGUGCUGAAAUUUUCCUUAGUUUCCUCUGCGGUCUCUCAGACUCUUCUACUAGAUCCAUGUUAGAGUCUCAUGUAGGAGGAUUUUCUGCUGAGGCUUCCAGACACGUCACCUCCUGGAUCCAGAGGAAGGCAAAAGACCAAAAACCUGACAAAUCUAUCAGGGGCUCCAGAGAUCUUCUUAAUGUAUUCUACUGCCUACAUGAGAGCGGGAAUAAGGAGCUGGUGUUACAAUGUAUCGGAUCAAGGAGAGUUAUUGACUUUUCUGGCAUUACUCUCACCCCUGUAGACUGCUCUGUCUUGUCGUUCAUCCUUGAAUCCUGCAGAGAGACAGAACAUCUAAACCUGAAGGGAUGUAAUGUUCAAAAUGAAGGAUUAAGAAAACUUGUACCAGCUCUACACACCAUCAGGAGUUUGAGUUUUUAUAAUAAUAACCUGACAGACAUUUCCUGCACUGACCUGGCUUCAGGAAUAAGAAAUAACCGGACUUUGAGGAGACUUGACCUGUCCUGGAACCAUCUGGAGGGUCCUCAUUUCAGCGACCUGAUGAAGGCUCUGACCACAAGCCAGUUAGAGGAAUUAAUUUUGUAUGGUAAUAACCUGACAGAAAGUUCCUCCAUCCACCUGGGAUCAGGAAUAAGAAAUAACCAGACACUGAGGACACUUGACUUGUCUGGAAACAAUCUGGAGGGUCCUCAUUUCAGGGAUCUGAUGGAAGCUCUGACCACAAGCCGGAUAGAGGAAUUACAUUUCUAUGGCAGUAGACUGACAGACAGUUCCUGCACCCACCUUGCAUCCGGAAUAAGAAAUAACCAGACACUGAGGGAACUUGGCCUGUCUGGGAACAAUCUGGAGGGUCUUCAUUUCUGUGAUCUGAUGACAGCUCUGACCACAAGUCGAAUAGAGGAAUUACUUUUGAAUGACAAUCACCUGACAGACAUUUCCUGCCCCCACCUGGCAUCAGGAAUAAGGAAUAACCAGACACUGAGGAAACUUCACCUUUGUAGAAACAAUCUGGAGGGUCCUCAUUUCAAGGAUCUGAUGACAGCUCUGACCACAAGCCGGAUAGAGGAAUUGUUUUUGAAUUCUAAUAACAUGAAAAGCAGUUCCUGCACCCACCUGGCAUUGGGAAUAAAAAAUAACCAGACCUUGAAAAGAUUUGACCUGUCCUAUAACUAUCUGGAGGGUCCUCAUUUCAGUGACCUGAUGACCGCUCUGACCACAAGUCGGAUAGAGGAAUUACUUUUGUAUGGCAAUAAAAUGUCAGACAGUUCCUGCACCCAUCUGGCAUUGGGGAUAAGAAAUAACCAGACCCUGAAGAAAUUGGACCUGUCAAAUAAAAAUCUUGGGGGUCCUCAUUUCAGUGAUCUGAUGACAGCUCUGACCAAAAGCCGGAUAGAGGAAUUAAUUUUAACCUACAAUAAUCUGAUUGACAGUUUUAGCCCCCACCUGGCACUGGGAAUAAGAAAUAACCAGAAUUUGAGGAAACUUGACCUGUCUGGUAACAAUCUGGAGGGUCCUCAUUUCAGGGACCUGAUGAAAGUUCUGACUUCAAGUCGGAUAGAGAAAUUACUGCUCCGGAAUGUGAGUCUGACUGAUAAGUGCGCCCCAUUCCUGGCUUCACUGAUCAACUGUACAACUCUGACAGUCCUGGAUCUGAGAUAUAAUCGACUUACUGAUGCCUGUGCUGGAUACAUAGAGGACCUCAUACUGACAUCAUACAGCUUAAAGGAGGUCAGAACCGAUGGAAAUGGCCUUUCUAUUGACACAGAAGACAUACUAAGGAAAAUAAAGCAAGAAAUACAAGAUUAUGUCCCAUUAAAUCCUUCUAAAUCUGGUGAUCAAGAAGAGGCUUUGAUGGAGUCUGAUCCGUCUGCAGAGUCUGAGGAAGAGCCAGAGAAUUUAGUUGCACCGAUUGUAGAUGGAAAAACAUACAGGCUAAAUCUGAAGCCUGGUGGACUUUUCUGCUGCUCAGAGACGGGGAUUAUGUUUAAAGUGAAAUCUGAAGUGACCAUCAAAUAUGAGCUGAAAUUUGAGAGUGAUUAUGUGAAUAAAAUACAGGAGAAUGGAUAUGACGUCGUGGGUCCGAUGUUUGACAUAACCGUAGAGCCCAAAGUAGUCUCAGAAGUGUACUUACCACAUUACUUGUGCUUACAAGGUCUGAAAAGAGGCAUCUCUCUAAUUAGAUGCGGCAAUUUUAAGGAUGGAGAAUUUAAUAUAAUAAAACCGACAACCAUUGGACCGUCUCAUAUUAUCCUGGAAAAUCCCUCCUUUUCCGAACUUGUUACUCUAUUUUCGAAAUUAUGGAGACGACCCGUUCCAUUCAAGGGGAAGAUUUUGUUAUACAGUACGGUGGUUUGUCCAGAAGACGAGAACUGCUUGGAGUAUAAGUUUCAUCUUUAUGUGAUACCCAAAAAACAGCCGGAAGUUAAUAAACUUCAUGAGCAGAAUCAAACCGACGGAUUCAAGGACAUGAAAAAACCUCACAUAAUGAAGAGCAGAUUAUAUACUAAAACGGAUUAUAUGGUCAAAGUUCACUCCGAGGUAAAGAUACAGCCCGAGGUAAAGAUACAGCCCGAGGUAAAGAUACAGCCCGAGCAUCUUCAGCUGAAGAUUAUUUAUAAGACAGAAGAUUUACCCUUCGUUGAAGUUAUUGCGGAUAAAAAUGCAAAAAAACUUGUCUUAUUGAUGUCUGUAAAGGAAAGUGGCGAUAGGCUCUGGGAAGGUGAAAUCACAGAAGGGGAAUUGAGAGAAAUGAAGCUAAGAGCCUGCAAAUCUGUCAGCGGUGCAGGUUCUUCUCCAACAACAAAGCACUUUGUGGAGGAACAUCAGAUAGAACUGAUCAAUGGAGUCCCCCUGAUAGAUCCGAUCUUAGAUAAGCUCAGAGAUCUGGAACUAUUAACCCCUGAGCAGUGUAAUAUGGUGACUGGUAAAUCCACCCCCCAGGCCAGGAUGAGAAAGCUCUAUGAUUUUGUUAGAGGUUGGGGGGAUAAGGAUAAGGACAAGUUACUCCAGACUAUAGAGGCGACCAACAAGUCACUAGUGAGAAAGUUAAGAAAAUAGAAUCCAUGAAAAGGAAUCUCAGACUCUACAGUCUGAUCAAUAUUCCUAUCACACACGUUCCUGGCAAAAAUGGCCCAUAAAAUGGUGGGUGCUGCAACGAUUACCAGUUGGGUCCUGGAAACAUCAAACAAGCGUACAUACUCGCCAGCACACCAGGGAAUCGACAAUUUCCGUCCAAAAGUUUUU